UCUUUAUAUGCAGACAGUCGGGCUCUUUCUCUCUCUGAUCUUCCCUCUCUCUUAUGUUCCCACACCCCCCCUUCUUCCCUCCCCUUUGUUGUAUUAGGGGUUUCAGUACGGGAGCAGGUGAACAGGUGGAAUUCACACUGCUUUAGUUUCUCAGGGUGAUGUCUUUGUAUUUUUCACGUCAUUAAGCCUCUGUUUCGGGGCGGUGUGCAUGACACUGUUUAGCAGAACAGCUAUUGUGCGUUAGCUGUCGAGAACAGCGAUGAAUUCCAUCCGCUUUUCAUUCUGUUCAUUCUGUUCUUAUCUGCCUACCUUCCCUUCUCACUUUACCGAGUGUGUGUGUGUGUGUGUUUUCAUUUCUUUAGGUGUGCUAGCUAGAGAUUGUUCAGUCUUUCCAGGAAGUAAGGGAUGAUGCCAAAAGACAAAAGAUCCAUUACUUGUAUGCUAAAGCAUGACAUACAGUACAUUUAUGGAAGUGGACUGAUUAUAGGUGAUUCUCCAUUCAUAAAGACAUGUGAUGCUUACUACUGCUGGUAUAUGAUAAGACAACCAAUCAGAGGCUCUGACUGUUAACCACGCGUUUGUACUACAGUGAACAUAUCAAAAUUGCUGCCCUGUUAAUGCAAAUAUUCACAAAGUUAACUGGUGACUGCUGACGAUUACCAGGGCAAACAUUUUGACGCUGAACUGCUGUUUGAGCAGCCAUUAAAAACGCUGCGUCACGUUUGGAAAACGGUUCCAGAAUAAAAGGUUUGCUGACAUCCUUGACAUUGAAUGUCUGUGCGCUCAGUGUCCUUCACGAACACUGGCCGGUUGUCCUUACUGGACUUCUUUUUCUUUUUUUCUUUUUAGGAAAGUGCAUCUAGUUUUGCAAGAUUUCUUUUAUCAGUUAGAAUUAUUUGCAGUAAGUGCUGUGUGUCCUUUAUUGUGGUUUAAUUUAAAAGUCUUGAGCCUCCUCUCAUUUCUUUACACUACAAAAUGGGUAAGAAGACAUUCAGAAUGACAAUUCUUCUUCAGUCUACAACACAGACUGAAAUCUCUUAGGGAAGCUUUCUUGUCAUUUCUUUAGGAGCAGUUCUCCAGGCUUCUUGAAGGACAUUCAAAGCUCUCUUUGUUCUUGCUGUCUGGAUGAUCCCGCACAGUAGAUGUGUAGGGCCAGACACAUCACUCGGGUCCUUUGUCAGGAUUGGAUUUUUUUUCCUUCUUCAUAAGGACAUGACUUUUAGAUACUGUUCAUCUGUUGUGGAUAGCUUUUAGGCCUGCCACUUCUUCUUUUGUCUUCCCUUUGUCUUUGUUUCCUCAAAUUUUUAAGGACACGCUCUGCAGCAUGCUGAGAUAUGCCAAGUUUCCAGCUAACAGCUUUGAGAAUCAUCUUGGUAGUGCAAAUAUACGAUUUUGUGUCUGUCAGGCUGUGAUAUAUGUGGCAUAGUUCAUAGAUUCAACAAAAGAAAUGGGAACAAAUGAUGUGGUUUUGUAACAAUGCUGGUAAAGCUAAGUAGUCUGUAGACGCAGAACUGGUUCAUCCCUUGAGUCAGGUGCCUUAUUUAUUUAUGAAUGAGUAAUGUGUCAGGGCUGAGUGGCUCAACAAACAGAAAAAACAUUCCUCUGAAGAUGGUCAGGUACUGGGGACAGGGACAGGACUGGAAAUGAGUGGGAAAAGGAGCCAAUGUCCGAAGAAAAUCCCUGAAAGAUCUUAAGGCCUUGCUCAAGACUGCUUUGAAAUGUUCCAAGAAAGUCUGGCUCCUUAGAGGCAAAAUGUAAGGAAAUGAGGGGUGGCUUAAAACUUUUGCACAAUACUGCGUGAAUUUUAGCUGAAGUGGUGAUUUAACAAGUGCAGCUUUAAUCCUGUACAACUGGCCCAUCUCCUCUGGUCUGUCUCUUAUUUCACGCCCUUGCUGCUCAUGCUCCGUCACAUGAUUGUUAGUUUUGUUUCUCGUGUUGGUGGAGGACACUCAUCCACAUUGACGUUACAGCGGUUGCUGGUUGUUGGCCAGAUAAUAGGUGGCUACAGUGCAGUUAACAGUCAUAAGGAUGACUAUUUCUUUAUUUCUGUGGUGUCCGCAUGUUUUUGAGCUCCUUCAGGUCUUUUACUCAUAGUUCUUUAUCCUUCUUUCAUGGUCUCCUUGACCUUGGCAGUGAUUGUAGCAGCUAAGCACACAAACACACACACACUGCUGCUGCUCUUUCACUGGUUAGCGAUAAGCCACAUGACCAACGUGUCAGCUGACAAAUUCUAGGCAAAAGGGAAAACUUCUUUCAUCACAAUGGAAGGAAAAAAAAAGAUCAGGACUUUAACGUCCUGUGAGCGCGCGGUUGUGCGGUAGGAGGCCAAAAAGGCUUUCUUUUUGUGCUGAGUCAUUUUUGUUCACGAUAAGUGGGACAUGCAGAUUGGCUGACAGCAGUUACAGGAUGCGAGGUGACCCUUUGAAUGAGGAAGUGUUAGACUGAGUAGAACCAGACUUUUCCUGUUUGGCUUCAGUGCAGUCUUAUUAUCUGAGCAUUUUUAAGCCGAACAGCAUUUUUCCCCCCUCUUUAUGCUGGACAGGUUUAAUCUUUCUCUCUCCAUGCACGCUACAAGCUUUGUGCAAUCACAUAUAUGCAAGUGUUUGACACCCUGUGCUGUUUGCUCCCUCUGUUGGGGUGAUGAUGACGAGAAUGCUGAAGUGAAACCGUUCCCGUCCAGUUAUGAUUCGCUACAUUUCACAAGGACACUUGUGUCCUACAAAAGGCAUGGGUGACAAAAUACUUAGUAAUACAAAAUACUUAAUGGUGUGAUACUGACCCUAAAAUAGAGCAUGUUGCAAAACUGUAUGUGAUAAAGGAGGAGGAGGACUGGAGAUGCUGUUUUUGUUUUUUGCAUUUUUGUGUAUAUUUUUGUUUCUGUUUUGGUUUUAGAUUUUUAGUAGAUCUUAUCUACUGUAUGUGAAGCAAUACUGGACAGUUUUACUGGUACUUUUUACUACUACUAAACAUUUUAUAUUUUACAGUUAUUAGGUCAGAGCUGACUGGUACAUGCUGACAGAUAAACAUGGAUAACAUCACACUGAAACCCCAGAGUCUGUCUUUAUUUUUAUUUUUUUAUUUUUAAAGCGGGUUGAGUUGCUGACUCUGACAGUGGGGUGAUCUGCUGCCUGGUGGAAAUCUUUUCAUGAGAAACGGACACCUUGCGGUGCUGAGACACAUGUCAGGGCAUUUCUGUAAUGUUUAUGCAUUAACUGUAGUAAAGACACUGAAGUUUACAUUCAACACAAAACCUAAACGCCACCCCAACGAGAUCUCGUUGCAAACCCGCUGAUGAUGUUUGACUUUAUACGUGAAUUUCAAACGCUCUAAAAUGCAGCGCUGAUCAUACUUCUCAAAUUGAAUGCAGCAGAUACUUUUAAAUGAUUUUGCAGAAGUUUUUAUGAUCGAUUCAUUAAACGGAAUAAUUGUUCUUAAAGGUUAGCAAAGGCAAAUGGAAAUGUGCACAGGCUGUAUCAUAUCAGCAUAUGUUUGAGCAUCUGGAGUGUUUGCACUGGUCUGAAGUCAAUGCCAGUAUCUAAACCUUAACAUUUAAAUAUCUGGUGGUAUGACUUAGUUUCAUGUGCAAGUUAUUGAAAGCUGGAGGUGCGGACAGAAGCAGAAAGAGCAGCGCAGGUGUCAAUGAUAAUGGAUAUAGCACUGAUUCAGUCAGAUUCAGUCAGGGUUGCAAAGUGGUGUGUAUAUGUGCACUGACUGUAUGAGAUUUUCAGUUUGGAUGUUUGCACAGGUAUCACCUGAGCCAUCAGCUCAUGAGGGCUGGCAUUGUCCUGCCUGAACGAACGUCAUGCUCAAUUAACACUGACUUUAUUUGAAAAAAACGUUACAGAACGCACAGACCGGUUAACCUUGAGCUGAGAAAAGUCAGAUGUACAUUAAAAUAAAACUGCCAAUAAAACUGUUUAAAUUCUUGUUUUCUGUGUGUAACCACAUUUACACAGUAAACUUCCAGCUCAGUGAUAUCAGCUGAUGUUGGUCUUUUGGGGUGUUGAAUUUUUGGUAUUUGCUGCUCUCACUUUGAUUUAGAAACAAGACAUCAGGCUUUUCUACAGACUUGAACAUCACACUGUCCGUUGUAAAAGUCGUUUGUGUACUGCUUCCAAUGGUUCAUGUCAGACCUGCAGGGCCGGUCCCAUAUCUCUUUCUCUCUGUUUGUGUCUCUUCUUCAUUCGGCUGUGACUCUUUGCUUGUAUUGCAUUUCAUUCACGCUGUUUUGCACCUUUAUUUGAGAGACCCUGUUCUUGCUGUUGGUUUAAACCGUAGUAGCUUCCCACUUUAGCUUUUGGAGGAAGUGAUUCUUGGGGACAAUUGGCGCCGGCCAUGAUUUUUCAAAUUCAUAUAUCUAUUAACAACUAUAGCUCCUCUUGUAGAGAUAGUUGAAAAAAUAUACAACCUUAAUUAAUGAUCUCUAAACCUACUUUUGUUUUGUUCUUAUUUAAAUUUUUAAAAGAUUAUUUGGGUUAUUAGAGAUAAUAUUAUCAUAGUAUAAAUAUCACCUGGGUCAUGAAUCGUUGAUGUGAGAUCAGGAAGGCACCUUAGAGAUGCUUACUUAAAGUUUGAGAGGCAGUGCGGGAGCCAUAAAGUCAUCUUGGUGUUUGAGUCACGCGCUCUCCUACUUUAAAAUAAAUUUAUGACUCUGUAUAGCCAUCACAGCAACCCUUUUACACCCCACUGGAGAGAGAAUAGAUUUCUCCAUUUUAAACUUUGAACUGGGUAUCUGCAUAUAAUGAGAGUGUGUACUGCCAAAAGAACCAGUGAUUGCCUGUCCUUCAUUAACAGAGCCACUGGUUAAUGUGUCACUUGUACAAUGGCACUAACACACACGCACACAUGCACAAACCUCCCCCUGUAGUAACUGUAUCCCAUCUGAUAAGAUUAUAGGGCACUGUUCUCUUUACAGGUUGAAGUUAUGUAAAUUGUCAGUUCUUAUUCUCUGUCACCUUCCUCGUGUUUUUGGUAAAUAUGACUGGAAUGUGACUGCUUUGCUUUGAUUUCCAUUUACUUUGUCUUUAAUAUGUUACCACCAAAGUGACUUUCAGUUCAUAUUUAAUUCAACAUGAACAAAAGAGUCAGGUGAAACUUAAUCAUGAUACUCGCUGGGAGUGGCCAGAAAAAUGUCAUUGUGCACACACUGUGGCAAAACCAGAAAUAUCUAACAGACUUUUUGUAAUCCUGACUUGAUUGAAUCUGAGCUAUAAAUCAAGGAUAUAUCACUUUGACAAAGGGUUUGUGUCUUUCAAUACAACUGAAAAUGCCUCCAGCCUUAAAGUAAUCUCUUCUGAUUUACAGUAUCGCACUAGGUUAAUAAUCUGUACAGACCUUUGACUGAAAUACGCCUGAAGAUAUAGAAAAAGGGAACACUGUUAAACCCCUUAGCUAAAGGUCUGCAUGCCACUCACAGCUUGAUUGACUGAAGUAGCUGUCAGGUGCACAGAAACUGUAUCUUUGUCCAACAAAUUACAAACAUAGCUCUACUAGCUGGUGAAAAAUAUGGCAAACUUGUUUUUACCGGCGCAAAAAAACACACACAAAAAACAUUUUUUUGGUGAAUUUUCCACAAACCGCCUUGAGACUGGACUGAAGCUCCGUGACUGCUGCUAACUGCUCCCAAUAGUGAGGACUGAUUAAAAUAAACAAAGUUAGCUUGUUUGUCCAAGCUAACAUGCUGAGCUUAGCUUAAAUGAUUUAGCUUAACUUCUGAUAGCUUAACUUGGCUUAACUUGAAAGUUAGCUUUUUGAGAUAUUUAGUUACAUUUACAUUUAAUGUAAACAUUUAAUUAGCAAUGAUAAUUAAAAAUAAAAUAAACCUGUCAAUCACUAAAGUAUAUGUUAGCGUGUGAAAGAAAUUUAGCUCACAAAGCCACAGAAAGGCCUCUAGCCUCACGUUUUUAUUUUUAAUGAGAGGCGUUCCCUCCUUACUUUUUAGUUGUUUCUAGCUCUGCCAGUCUGUUACAUUUAUUAAAAACUGGUGUUUAAACAUCAUCUGAUUUUGAUAUAUUUCACAUAUUUAUUUUCUAUCUGUGGUUUUGGAAUGAGCUGAUGUGAUCAGCGAGAUCUUUUGUUGUUUUUUUUGUUGCCUAACAAGAAGAAAGAAGAGCUUUUAUUGUGUGAGUGCUAGAGUGUGUUUAUCUGUUUCACAAAGGUCUGUAGGUAGAAUAAACAUUCACUGAUUGCUUUGUUUUGGGACUGUGAAAGUUUGUUGUCCUCUUAGACAAAAAGGCUGGCAUUUGGAAAAUUUUCCUGCAAAUUCCAGUAAUUACUUCCUCGAUCAUCGUUCUACUCCACGUCAGGUUUUUUUGGUUUUAUUCAUUUAAUGUAAUCAGGAGUGUAUUGUUCUGAAUCCCACGCAAGCUCAUGACUUUUCUCUGAUGUCAGUCACACCCUUUGCCCUUUCAUCCCUUGCAUUCCCUUUCCUCUGACUCCUUAUCUGCUUAGCAAGAGAGAGAGCGAGAGAUUGAAGGAGGGAGAAAAGGUGGGUGAGGGAGGGGGUUACCUGCCCUAAGUGGCCCCACCUCUCUCCUCUGGCCAUUGAGAAUGAGUAAACACUAAACCACCUUUGCUUACCUCGGCACUCAAACACACAGACUCAGGCACUCAAGGAGACUGGCUAAACUCCUGCAGCCUGUCAACACCAAAGGAGUGUGAAUGGACGCAGGGAGAGAGUUUUAGAUAGGUGUGAAAAGAUACCCCGUCAACACAGACUGCAUCUCCUCGGCCUGAUCGACAACAUCUGAGUCUGGAAAACAGGCCCUGAUCUGAUUGGAUGGUUUUGUCAGAAUGACAGCUGAAGAUCCUGCUUCUUCUUCGACCAUGAGUAACAACGUUGCCCCCUCCAAAUCCUCUGGUGCCCAUCACUCUCACCAUGGACAGCUCAACAUCCCUGAGGGUGUUGCUGGUGCACCUAAUGAGGCCUCACUGGUGGCCCUGAUGGAGCGUACUGGCUACAGUAUGGUCCAGGAAAAUGGUCAGCGAAAGUACGGUCCCCCUCCCGGUUGGAAUGGUGCAUCUCCUCCUCGAGGCUGUGAGAUCUUUGUCGGAAAGAUUCCGCGGGAUGUUUAUGAAGAUGAGUUGGUCCCAGUGUUUGAGUCCGUAGGACGCAUCUAUGAGAUGCGCCUGAUGAUGGACUUUGAUGGGAAAAAUCGAGGGUACGCUUUUGUAAUGUACACAGAGAAACACGAGGCCAAGAGAGCCGUGCGGGAGCUGAAUAACUAUGAAGUGCGGCCUGGGCGGCUGCUGGGUGUCUGCUCCUCAGUGGACAACUGCCGUCUUUUCAUUGGUGGCAUUCCCAAGACCAAGAAACGUGAGGAGAUCCUGGAAGAGGUCUCCAAGGUGACAGAAGGCGUAUUAGAUGUGAUAGUUUAUGCCAGCGCUGCAGACAAGAUGAAGAACCGUGGCUUUGCCUUCGUAGAGUAUGAGUCACAUCGUGCAGCAGCCAUGGCUCGCAGGAAGCUGAUGCCUGGACGCAUUCAGCUGUGGGGCCACCAGAUUGCAGUGGACUGGGCAGAGCCAGAGAUUGAUGUAGACGAAGACGUGAUGGAAACAGUGAAGAUCUUGUAUGUCAGGAAUCUAAUGAUGGAAACCAGCGAAGAGACGAUCAGACAGAUUUUCAGCCAGUUUAACCCUGGAUGUGUAGAGCGUGUAAAGAAAAUCCGUGACUACGCCUUUGUCCACUUUACCUCCCGGGAUGAUGCUGUGUUGGCUAUGGACAACCUCAACGGCACAGAGGUAGAAGGGUCCUGCAUCGAGGUGACACUCGCCAAACCUGUCGAUAAAGAGCAGUACUCACGCCAGAAGGCUUCAAAGGGGGGAGCUCCUGCCACUUCAGAGGCUACUCAGCAGAACUACGUUUAUCAGUGUGAUCCCUACACAUUGGCAUACUAUGGUUAUCCUUACAACACCCUCAUUGGACCCAACAGAGAGUACUUCGUCAAAGGAUCCCCAAUGAUACAGAACAAUGCAGGUACUGUGAGAGGUCGUGGUCGUGCUACUGCAGGUAAUCGUACCCCUGGGCCACGGGGGUCGUACCUCGGAGGUUACUCUGCCGGUCGUGGCAUCUACAGCCGCUACCACGAGGGCAAGACCAAGCAGCCUGAAAAGUCCUAUGAGCUGAUGCCCAGUCUGGAGCUCGCUGCUUCCGUCAACCCAGUUGGCAUCAAACAUGGCACAAUGGCAUUACAGACUCUGGGUGGGCAGUACCCAGUGUUCAGCGCCACUCCUGCAGCCAAGCUGAUGGAGGAGGGGAAGGUGCACACAGUGGAGCAUCUUAUCAACCCUCUGGCCAUGCAGCACCCCGAACACUCCCCCGCUGCUGCUGCUGCUACUGCUGCUGCUGCUGCUGCUGCCACCGUCCUACCUGCGGUCUCUACCCCUCCACCCUUCCAGGGCCGUCCAAUCACUCCAGUCUAUGCCAUGGCCCACAACGUACAGCGCAUCCCAGCAGCUGGUGGUCUGUAUGGACCUGGGUAUGUCCCCAUCACAAACUACACUGCCAACACAGCAGCUCUGGCAGCUCUGCAGAAAAACGCAGCCGUGGCGGCUGCAGCAUACGGAGGUUACGCCGGCUACGCGGUGCCCCAGGCCUUCCCCGCCACAGCCUUCCAGCUGCCCAUCCAUGAUGUCUACCAGACAUACUGAUUAAGAGGCUCAGAUCCUGCCUGUGACUGAACUACAUCUCAGCAUUGUCUGUCCCAUCACGUAGAAACAUCUCAAACUUGAGCUCGAAAGGAAUUUGUAGCAAAUAUUAAAAGCACACACAGUGACAAACAGCCUGACGUCUCCUAUCGGCCUCGGUAUGUCCUCAACCCAAGGUGAACAUAGUGUUUCUAAUUAGGCAGCAUCACUGUUUUCUACUGAAUAAUGUAACAAAUGUAACAAACGACAACUCCCAAUAACACCCCUCUGCCUUUUUUGUUUCUCUCCGAAUCCCACCACGGGAACACCGAAGGUACGUUCAAGUAUUUAUGAAGAGAAGAUAUAUAUUUAAGGUGUCUAUUCUUUGUCGCUCUCUCUUUCCAUGUUGCCGUGGUAUUUGUUCUAGAUUUGAAACUAUUUUCAGAGUAACAAUAAAAAAGAGAGACGAGUUAAUCGUAAGGAAGAAAAACUACAACAGGAACUACUGAUAAAUACCGCUGAAGACUGCUGUCUUCAGAUAUACUAAUGCCUUUUUCCCCCCCCAUCAUUAUAUAGUAUUUUAGCCAAUUUUACAUGCUGUAGGUGAUGCUGUCCGUCCAUGCUGGUUGAAUGCUUUGAACACGCCUGUUUGGUACUUUUUGGUUAUUGUAGUUUUUAUUGUGUUUUUGGUUGUUUUACAUGAAGGUUCUAGGUUUUCUAGGUUGCAUUUAUUUACCUAUAAUUAGCUCAUUUUUGCUCUUUUUUUUGCUUUGCAAGGUUGUUUCUCUGUCUCCUCUUUGAUACAUUGAAACACAUUUGUUGGUUUUCUUUGAAGAAAUGUUGCCUGCUAAAUAUUUGUUAUUUUGACAGAUUCCUGUUGGGAACAAAUAAUUAAGAAAGAAAACUGGAAAGCUUUUUGAAUGAUGUUCAGCUGACAUGGAAAAUGUUCCACAUUUAAAGAAACGGCGGUAAUAGGGGAUUAAGACUGAAUAGAUGUUAGCUGUUUUUUGUUCUUACUCAGUUAUGUAUGUUUUUUUCUGAUGUUUUUAAUUGUGAACAACUACGGACAGAAAUGAGAGACAUUUUUCUAUCUGGACUGGAGCACUCUAUCACUUGAACAGCUUGUACUUUUUGCCAGUGCUGACCAAAAACCUUAACAUCCACUUCAGUCUGAGGACUUUAGAAAGACUCCUGACUAUAGUGCCUUACACCUACACGCUGUUUAUGCAACUGCCUGCUUUUCACUGUGCCUUUUUGUAAGAAAACCAAGCCCGCGUGUUUUGGCACAAAGAAGAAUUUGUAUAUCCCAUGAUGCAGAUUUGUGGUAUUACUGUAUUGAGGUUUCAGCUUUUGUAGCCAGAUGUGCCAAGGUUGCCUCCAUCCUCUUCCGAGGUGCACGUAAAUGUAUUUAUAAAAGGCGAGAAGUUGCCACUUUCAGAUGAAGAGAUAUCAAACGUGUGAACUGGAGCAAAGUUUGUGCUUCUUCUCAUAUAAAGCCUGCAGCUGCUCAAUGCUCAGCGGGCGCUUUGAAAACUUUGCAGUGCAUCUACACAAGUGUACUUGUGGACUGGGAAUAACUGGGAGCAAUACAUCCCACUGGAAUAUGCAAGUAUUGUAACACUCGAAUUCAAACAGCUGCUGAUCAUGAAGUCACACUCCACAAGAGCCAUCCUUUAUGAAAAAUGCCAAACAUUUGAGUGUCCUUUGAUUUGUAAACCAGCUCUUUUUUCUUUUGUAUUAUUAUUAUUCUCCUUCACCGCAUUCGAUGGUAUUUUAUUUGCUAAUAUGAGGGCUCCCUGGCUUUUAAGUUUAGGCCCAAGAGUGUGAGUGAAAAGACUGCUUAACUAGUCCAUAGUUGUGUAAUCUCACUCUGUAUUCUGCAUUUUACUGCUUCUCUCUCUCCUUUGAAACUGGAUUUAAUGUAGAAAACAAACUGCUGUUAACGGCUCUUAUUAUGAUCUUGUACGAUGACAAUAAGUCGGGAUAUAUUUAAUAUAUGCAUUACGUGUGUUGUUUAUGAAGUGAGAAGAAAAGGCAUAAUAUAUUGUAAAACCUAUUUGUUUUCUUUAUUUACACCUUGUUUAGGUAUAAAAGUCAGACUAACAAAAGUAGAUUCUUUUUUUCCCCCAAAGUGUCCAAUAGUUUGUUAAACAUUGGAGGUUAUUGUGCUUUUGUUAGGUGUAACGUUGUGUUUGCUAUUUGGAACUGGACGCGGUGUUUAGAGUGGGAACGCCAAGUUCUCCCCGUUAUCGAUAUCAAAGGUUAAACCUGGCCCGCCGAGGCGUUACGACCCAUUGGCGCCUCCGGCUCAAUGUGUUGCAACUUUUUUUGGCUAAAUAAUUAAAAGAUCUAAUGAUGGGUGGAUGGGGCAAUGAUUUAACCUUCACCAAAAUUUCACGUGGUUUUAACAACAGAAAACUGCAUUCUCCCUUCCACUCACAGCACCUGCUUUACUUUCCAUCACCUGCAUUUCACCCACAAUGCAGCAGCGGCAGCAGGACGAUCUUCCUGUGUCAGUAUGGAGCUGCGCGUGCCUGGUUUAACUUAGAUGUUCGGGUUUAGCAUCUUUAACUCUUCGUAGUGUGUGCCUUUAUUGCCAACAUGUGCCCUUUGUAGACCUAUGCAGACUCUUUUCUAUCAGAAGGCCCCGUUUCCUUGUUCAGCAUUGGUAUAUUUAUAGUGAUAUAGUAGAUAAAUAAAGCAUUUUUGAAAGGA
This is a messenger RNA of Haplochromis burtoni (Burton's mouthbrooder), 11340 nucleotides long. It is a transcript of the gene rbm47, whose product is annotated as RNA binding motif protein 47. Gene Ontology annotation, molecular function: mRNA binding. NCBI's taxonomy places the organism in Eukaryota, Metazoa, Chordata, Actinopteri, Cichliformes, Cichlidae. The coding region runs from base 6793 to 8649 and encodes 618 amino acids. The transcript has 7 exons. Gene Ontology annotation, cellular component: nucleus. The record is from RefSeq and is a predicted model, not a curated record.